GCAUUCUUGUCUUUUUACAUCCUCAGACAUCGACUCCUUUCUUUUCUUUUUUUUUUCUAAUUAGACAUUUACUCUUUUCAAUAUUAGGAGAGGAGCGCACGGCCUGAGACACCUACCUAAUCGGCUAAUCCCAAUCAGAGAGAGGUCGGGAAAUGGGUUGGGCCAUAGCUCUACAAGGCGGCGCCGGCGAUAUCCCGCGCACACUUCCGGCAGAACGCCGCGAGACUCGUGAAGCCGCCCUGCGCCACUUCCUAGCAAUCGGCGUCGAUGCUCUGAAAGCCAAAAAGAGUCCCCUCGAUGUCGUCGAGCUUGUGGUUCGUGAACUAGAAAACAAUCCACACUUCAAUGCGGGUAGGGGAUCCGUCUUAACCAGCGAAGGCACGGUCGAAAUGGAAGCUUCUAUCAUGGAUGGUAACACCAAAAGAUGUGGAGCUGUUUCUGGGCUCACUACUGUCGUUAAUCCUAUAUCUUUAGCACGACUGGUCAUGGAGAAAACUCCUCAUAUAUAUCUUGCUUUUGAUGGAGCAGAAAAAUUUGCAAGGGAACAAGGUGUUGAAACUGUAGAUUCGAGCCAUUUUAUAACUCCACAAAACAUUGAGAGGCUUCAACAGGCAAUAGAAGCCAAUGCAGUUCAGCUUGAUUAUACUCAACCCAUUCAAAAGGAUGUGAAGAAAGAAACACCAAAUACUGACAGUGAUAGCCAAAUUGGGACGGUUGGAUGUGUGGCUGUUGAUAAUGAUGGGAAUUUAGCUGCCGCAACUUCUACUGGUGGAUUUGUCAACAAGAUGGUUGGCAGGAUUGGGGACACGCCGAUCAUAGGGGCGGGGACAUAUGCCAAUAAUCUCGUCGCAGUUUCUGCCACGGGAAAAGGUGAAGCAAUAAUACGUGGCACUGUCGCAAGAGAUGUAGCAGCUCUUAUGGAAUUCAAGGGUCUUUCUCUCAAGGAGGCUGCAGCUUAUGUUGUAGAGGAGAGUGUUCCAAGAGGCAAUGUUGGCUUGGUUGCUGUCUCUGCCAAAGGAGAAGUCACAAUGGCUUUAAAUACAACAGGGAUGUAUCGAGCUUGUGCCACUGAAGAUGGGUAUUCGGAGAUUGCAAUAUGGCCUUCUGUGCAGAACUGAGUGCUUUAGGUCUGCUGAGGAAAUUGCUUGGGAUGUGUUAGGGGUCUAAUGGAGUGCAAAGGGAGAAACAAGCAAAGGCUGAGAUGAUUUCUAUUUUCAUUAGAAUUAUGGCAGUAAAGAAUAAAGAGAUUGUGUGUAUCACUAAGUAGUAGUAGUAGUAGUUUUCUUUAUGGUUAUCAAGUGUGGAGAUUAUUUAUUAGAGAGGAUCAAAAUAAAUAAUAAAGAAAAAUAUUAUGGGUACUAAUGAAUAAGCUCCACAUUAUUUUGGUACCCUUCUUUUGGUUAAAUAUUUUGUACCCAUAACAUUUUUCAAUUCCAAAUUGUGUUAGGAAUAUUGCAUGCACUCUUAUCUAAUAAGAACUUGUUUAUAGAA
This is a messenger RNA of Corylus avellana, 1491 nucleotides long. It is a transcript of the gene ASPGA1, whose product is annotated as N-terminal nucleophile aminohydrolases (Ntn hydrolases) superfamily protein. Lineage: Eukaryota; Viridiplantae; Streptophyta; Magnoliopsida; Fagales; Betulaceae. Gene Ontology annotation, molecular function: hydrolase activity. The record is from RefSeq and is a predicted model, not a curated record.